Molecule: messenger RNA, 3390 nt
Organism: Thunnus maccoyii (southern bluefin tuna)
Lineage: Eukaryota; Metazoa; Chordata; Actinopteri; Scombriformes; Scombridae
Gene: cd36
Product: CD36 molecule (thrombospondin receptor)
Exons: 12
Coding region: 326-1729 (467 amino acids)
Biological process (GO): amyloid-beta clearance by cellular catabolic process; lipoprotein transport; lipid storage
Cellular component (GO): cell surface; cytoplasm; caveola
Molecular function (GO): low-density lipoprotein particle binding; scavenger receptor activity; low-density lipoprotein particle receptor activity
Source: RefSeq, a predicted model, not a curated record
ACCUUUCUCCUCAACCCACUGUAGCUGUUAUCACCUGGUAAGAUAGCUCUUACUGAUACCUGAAGAGAUGUCUCUCAGCUGAACCUUAACCCCCCCAUAUCAUUACAUAACUUUCUUCAUAAGAGGUCCCUGUGUGACUGCCAGAGGUGUCUGUACCUUUACCUGGCCUCGGCUGCUCUGUCAUCUCCUCUGAUGGUACAGCCUCCCUGUGCUGCUGCUGCACAUAAUAGCACACUUCACAAACACAGAGACAGAAGGAGAACAGGCUGCCAGGCAGACAGACGGACGUACGGUCGGUAUCAGACGGAGGGAAACACACACAACCAUGGGCUGCUGUAACAGAAGGCGCGGGCUGAUAGCUGGAGCUGUUUUUGGGGCGUUGUUAGCCAUCCUGGGAGGCAUCCUUAUCCCGCUGGGGAGCAGCAUCAUUGAGGGGACAGUUGAGGAGGAAGCCGUCAUUGAGCCUGGAACGACAGCUCAUGAGAACUGGGUGUCAGCAGGGGCAAAGGUGUACAGGCAGUUCUGGUUCUUUGAUGUGACAAAUGCCAAGGAGGUUGUGCAGAACGGCUCAAAGCCAGUGGUGGUACAAAAAGGACCUUAUACAUACAUGACAAGAUACCUCCCCAAAGAAAACAUCACAUUCUACCCCAACCACACUGUCUCCUUCCUGCUGCCUCUGGGAGCCAUUUUUGAGCCAUCCUUGUCAGUCGGACCAGAGGAGGACAUAAUCACUUCCCUCAACCUGGCUGUGGCUGGAGCUUAUUCAUUAGUACCCAAAUUUCUACAUGUUUUCCUGGAGAGGCGGAUGAAGGCAACCAACUCCUCCUUGUUCCAGCAGCGUACAGUUAAGGAAUUGCUGUGGGGUUACAGAGACCCCUUAUUGGGUGGAACUGUGGGCCUAUUUGCACCUUACAAUGGCACCUAUGAUGGUUACUACAAUGUCUACACGGGAAAGGAUGACAUCUCCAAAGUGGCAACAAUUGACAGCUGGAGGGGAGAGAAGAGCUUAGAUUUCUGGGACGACCAGUACUGUAACAUGAUCAAUGGGACAGAUGCUUCUUCCUUCCAUCCCUUUGUGGAAAAGAAGGAGGCUCUCUAUUUCUUCUCAUCAGACAUCUGCAGGUCUGUGUCAGCCAGCUUUCAGAAAAGCAUGGAUCUGAAAGGGAUUGAAGUGUACCGCUACACUCUAAAGCCAUCCACCUUGGCCGCCCCUACGGAAAACCCAGACAACAAGUGUUUCUGCAGAGAUCUAACGAUCACCAAGAACUGCACCAUGGCCGGAGUAUUAGACAUCAGCUCCUGUCAAGGCGGAAAACCUAUCUACAUCUCUUUGCCGCACUUCCUUUAUGGCAGUCCAUCCCUAACAGAGGACGUGCUGGGCCUCAAUCCCAGCGAGGAGCAGCAUUUCACCUUCCUGGAUGUGGAACCUACAACUGGAUUUACCUUAAGGUUUGCUAAGAGAAUUCAAGUGAAUAUGAUGUAUGGACCAUCAAAGAUCAUCACGGUGCUUAAGAAAGUCAAGGAUUAUACCAUAUUCCCUCUUGUUUGGCUGAAUGAGACGGCUGCACUGGAUGACGAAACAGCAGAAAUGUUUAAAGAGAAGCUUGUCUACCCUGUCCAGAUGUUGGAUAUUAUACAGAAUACACUGCUGGGCAUAGGUGUGGCCAUCUUCUUGAUUUGUCUCAUCUCCUACUGUGUGGUGAGGAGGAAGGAAGGAAAGCUUGUGUGAAUAAGUCAUGCAGACGUGUCUGAUGUGCGUGAGCUGCGGAGCACAGUGCAUACAAGCUGCUAUGGGACAUCAAACCUUUUGAUAUAGACUUGCACUUUUUUGUAAUUUCAGUGUUAUUUAUAACGUCAUACUUCCUUUGAUACAAGGGGGGGAUACUGUGAUUUUGUAAAGAGCUGAAUUACCUUGCCAAGUAUUAUUUAACUGCAAUUAUCACUGUAACAUACAAACUCAAUCAGGGAUUUCUAGAGGGAGAACAAGUGGAGACUCCUCUGAACUGUCAUGUUAUUAAUCCUUUAGAUAUCCACACACAGAGAGAAAUUGGUUUCUUCAACAAGCUAUAAAAGAAUAUAUAGUCAAUAAUGCAAAUUCUAAUCUUGCGCAAAUGUUCAUAUCCUUUGCAGAACUAGUGUCUUCAAAAUAAAUAAAAGCUGAAAAAGAGCUUUUCAUUGGGUUUCAUAUUCCUGGUAUUGGAUUGUUCUUACCCAUCACCAGUGUAUCAAAGCUAGUGUACAUCCCCCUGGGCCCAAAAUACAGCUGAGACUGUACCACUGCUGAAACAAACCUCUGCACUGUGCAUGCUGAGGCAAGAAUUAUUCAGUUUCCUCUUUACCUUGAGUGGUCCAUAAAUCAAAAAGAGUAAUAAAAAAUGGGCUGGGGGAUGAUUAUACUGUGGUUAUGACUGGUACUUGGGUUUGUUUGGUGAGAAAGCAGUAUUUCUGACCAGCAGGAGGCCUCUCUUUGGUUUUAUGGGUUUUAAAUGACCUUCUGUAGCCCCAUGGGUUUCUUUGAUUUUACUGUUGAGUCUGAAUCUUAUAUGUCACACAUACGAGGAAGUGCCUCACUGAGAUUAAAACAGACAAGGCUUUUGACAAGCCUGAAACCCUGUCAAGCUUCCAUGUUUUAUUAAACCCAUACAUUUUCAAAGUUGUCUAAAUUUUCUCUUCAUAGCAGUACAUUAGAACUGUUAUCAUAUAGCAUGCUAUGCUACACCAUGGAAUAUAUGAGAAAACAGAACAAAGUUGCAUUAACAGAGAGAGAAAGUUCUAAUUUAGAAAAUAACCCAGACUCAAAGAUGGCGCCUAUUCAAUCGAAUGAAAAUUGAUUUUAUUUUUCCGCUGCAAUACCACAAGUGACCACUAAAAAUUAGCGGCAAGACUGAGCAGUGCCGCCAUAUCCAGCUGUCUUAAUACAUCCAUGGUACAUAAGCACAGCAGUGCUUAAAUGCUAACGUCAACAUGCUAGCAUGCUCACACUGAUAAGGUUAACAUUCUGAUGUUUAUUAGGUAUAAUGUUUACCAUAUUCACUUUCAUAGUUUAGCGUGUUAGCAUGCUACCAUUUGCUAAUUAGCACUAAACACAAAGUACAUACAGCUGGGGUUGAUGGGAAUGUCUGAGGCUGAUAUUUUUGCUCAUAUUUAGUCAUAAACCAAAAUACUGGAUACAUUGAAAUUAUGACCUGAUAACUGUGCUUAAUGUAAAGUUUAAGGAUCACCAAAGUUUUAGGAUACAUCAUCUGGGUACCAUGAAUGUCUGUACAAACUUUUGAGCCACUCUAUUGAAUAGAUGUUGAGAUAUUUGACCAGAAUAGAACAACUUUGACCUGCUGGUGGCGCUAGCGGAAAGGUCAGAGGAUCACCAAAUAUUUCAGUCACGACCAAAGU